Clunio marinus is the source of this 924-nucleotide messenger RNA. The record is from the annotation of a GenBank genome assembly. Lineage: Eukaryota; Metazoa; Arthropoda; Insecta; Diptera; Chironomidae.
UUGACAGGUAGCAGUGGAAAUUAAACUUCUGUAGAUUGAAAUUUAUUUACAGUUUGAGUUCAAAGUGAGAAGUCAGUGAAUAUAUUUGAAGAUGAAGAUUUUUGCUUUCAUUAUUCUUGUUUUUGUGUUUCUCCCUGGAAACAAAUCUCAAAGCAACAUUAACGACGCAAUUCAUCAUGCAUUCGAUGUUAUCCUACGAGACCUAAUGCGUAAUGGAAACCCAGAAACAGGAUUCCCAGUAUUAGCACCGACAAUCAUUCCAACCUUAGACGUGUCAUGGUCGAUUGGACAUCUUGUCGACUUGGACGGACAAUUACGCAAUUUUCGUAUAGAUGGUUUAGAUGGCUUUCGUAUCAACGAUGUUCGUUUGAGUCUGCUGACGAUGCGUUUUGUUUUCGACUUUAUUUGGCCCAAUGUACGAUUCACUGGUUGGUAUAACCUUAAUGGGCGAUUCGGUGGUUUGGUGCCGAUCUUUGGACAGGGAAAUUUCGUACUCGAACCAAGAAAUUUUCGAGCGUCUGGAUUUGCUCAAAUUCGUUUUCUGGGAUCAAAUAACAAUCUUAAUGUUACCGACAUGGACGUUCGUUUGAAUUUGCCAAGCUUGCAAAUGAAUGUACAAGGAAUUUUAGGUGGCGGUGAUUUAGGUGCGGUUAUCAAUAAAGUAGCACAAGAUCUUGUUCCAUCAUUGAUACGGACAUUUGAGAAUGAAUUAAGCGAUCUUAUGAGCAAUUUGUUAAUACCGAGAAUCAACCCAUUCUUGAACAACCUGACUCUAGACGAUAUUAUUAACAGAGCACCAUAAUUAAAUAAACAGUGGGAUAGAUUCAAAAAUACAUGUCAUAAACAUACAUUUGAUAUGAAAUGAAAUAAACAAGAAAUCGAAAAUCAAUUCCUAAAACAAACAAAAACAAAAAAUGAAUGAAA